Messenger RNA from Diceros bicornis minor, 2176 nucleotides. RefSeq names its product mitochondrial ornithine transporter 1. The record is from RefSeq and is a predicted model, not a curated record. The transcript has 7 exons. Gene Ontology annotation, molecular function: L-ornithine transmembrane transporter activity. Lineage: Eukaryota; Metazoa; Chordata; Mammalia; Perissodactyla; Rhinocerotidae. Bases 980 to 2005 code for a protein of 341 amino acids. Gene Ontology annotation, biological process: mitochondrial L-ornithine transmembrane transport.
CCCCUCUGAGAGGUGGCCUGACUGGGAUCACACAGGUCUUCAGUGCAAGGAAUAAAAAUUCCUUGUUAUUCACGCAUAAGUCACUUACAUCGUUUGAACACCCUACGGGAUUGUCGCUGAAUUGGUUAUUUGAAUAUUCUAUGUUAAGGAGCCAACUUUCCUUUUUCUAGUCGAUGUUUAUUAAGUCCAUGCUCAGCAAUAACUGAUUUUUGUCUAAAAGUAGAGUAGUAGACUCUAGUUUUCCCAAAUUUCCUAGGUUUCAGCCCAAACCUGCUGAAUCAAGGUUUCCAGGAGGGAGGCCUGGUUAUCUGAAUCUUGAACAAGUGCCCCAGGUGGUUCUUAUCCAGCAAAUUUGGGACACAGUGGACCAGGUGUUGCUCUUCGGAGUGGUUGGUGGCCAGGCCAUAUCCGCCUCAUCUGCGAGGGAGCAGUCGAGACGGGCAGCGUUUCUGGCCCCAGCUGAGGCCUGUCGCCUCGGAAUGUGCGUUUUAACGAGGUCCCCGGGUGAUUUGAGUGCACAUUCACAGUUGAGCUCUGGAGGGGACUACGAUGACAGUAACAUUUGGUGCUGACGUGGCUAUCUGUGAUGGCCUUUGUGUUAUGAUGACAAUACUUUUAUUAUUCACCUUGUAUAGAUGGGGACCCCCAGCUCCAGAGGCCCAGGGAGCCCCCUGGUGGCAGAGCAGGCAUUCAGUGUCACCAGCCGGUGUCACUCGGCAGAGCUCCUGACCUGCUCCUUCCCAGACUGUUUGGUGACCUCCUCUUGGAGACCCAGCACAGGCCACUGUCUGGAUUUCGGUCUGAGCUUGGUGGACUGAUAGAUCGACGUCACCUCUGAAAACUAAUUCGAUGUGGGACGUCUGUGGUUGGCUCACUUAUUUGGCAUUUGUUUCUAAGGUUUUCAGAAAGGGAUAUGAGGCGCCUGUCCUAAGCUCCAGAGAGCUGCCUUCCACGGAGCCCAGCAGAGGAGCAGACGAACAUGAAGUCCAAUCCUGCCAUCCAGGCUGCCAUUGACCUCACGGCAGGGGCCGCAGGUAAUCCCAGAGAAGACCCGUCCCCUCCUCCCAGUACCUUCUACAGGGGGCACAGCCUGCGUCCUGACUGGGCAGCCCUUCGACACCAUGAAAGUGAAGAUGCAGACGUUCCCUGGCCUGUACAGGGGCCUGACCGACUGCUGCCUGAAGACCUACUCCCAGGUGGGCUUCCGGGGCUUCUACAGGGGGACCAGCCCGGCGCUGAUUGCCAACGUCGCCGAGAACUCGGUCCUCUUCAUGUGCUACGGCUUCUGCCAGCAGGUGGUGCGGAAAGUGGUUGGAUUGGACAAGCAGGCAAGGCUGAGGUCUUCCGCAUGGUGAGUGCUGCCCGAAUGGGUAACCGGGCAGGUCAUUGGUCUCCUAUGCUGUGUCCUUUCAGUGAUCUGCAGAAUGCAGCCGCCGGGUCCUUCGCCUCCGCAUUCGCUGCCCUGGUGCUCUGCCCCACUGAGCUGGUGAAGUGCCGGCUACAGGCCAUGUAUGAAAUGGAGACGUCGGGAAAGAUAGCCAAAAGCCAGAAUACAGUGUGGUCUGUUGUGAAGAGCAUCCUUAGAAAGGAUGGCCCCUUGGGCUUCUACCAUGGACUCUCGAGCACUUUACUUCGAGAAGUACCCGGCUAUUUCUUCUUCUUCGGCGGCUAUGAACUGAGCCGAUCGUUUUUUGCAUCCGGGAGAUCAAAAGAUGACCUAGGCCCUGUCUCUUUGAUGUUAAGUGGCGGCAUUGGUGGAAUCUGCCUCUGGCUUGCUGUAUACCCAGUGGAUUGUGUAAAAUCCAGAAUUCAAGUUCUUUCCAUGUCUGGGAAACAGGCAGGAUUUCUCGGAACCUUUAUAGGUGUUGUGAGAAGUGAAGGAAUAAUGGCCUUAUAUUCUGGCCUGAAACCUACCAUGAUCCGAGCGUUCCCUGCCAACGGGGCACUGUUUUUGGCCUAUGAACACAGCAGGAGGUUAAUGAUGAGCCAGUUGGAAGCUCACUGAAGUGUUCUGGUGAACCUGGAUCCGAGUGCAGGCAUUUGAGGACUACGUUCAUCUCAGGGUUUCCUGGAGCACAGGACCAGUGUGGAAAUACUUUGAUUUUGUGGGAAUUUUGUUUUGUCUUCCCUUCUUCUGCUUUAAAUCCUAAGCUUUAUAGAAGGAGCCCUAUUUUAC